This is a messenger RNA of Drosophila eugracilis, 939 nucleotides long. It is a transcript of the gene Obp73a, whose product is annotated as general odorant-binding protein 70. The transcript is spliced from 3 exons. NCBI's taxonomy places the organism in Eukaryota, Metazoa, Arthropoda, Insecta, Diptera, Drosophilidae. The record is from RefSeq and is a predicted model, not a curated record. Bases 1 to 738 code for a protein of 245 amino acids. Gene Ontology annotation, molecular function: odorant binding.
AUGAAGAUUACACAACUGUUAUAUAUCUCGAGUGUUGUUAUCGCAUCGAUCGAUGCUGUGGAAUAUCUAAUUCGCUUCGAGACGAAGAAGGCCAAGUGCCUAAAUCCACCAAGAACGGCCAGGAAAGUGGAGUCGGUCAUAAGGGAAUGCCAGGAUGAGGUCCGCAACAAGUUGGUUAAUGAGGCCUAUGAAAUCCUCAAAGAGCAGGUGUCGCACAAUCAACCGCCCAUUGAUCCCAACGAUGACUCCAUCGACUUCAUUUGGCCAUCUGAAGGCUCUUCCCUAGAUCAUCCGCCCAACAUCAGCAACUACGAAUACAUAGUUUACGAUGAACCCGAACCACAUCGCCAUGUGGCCAGACUCAUGAGGAAUAUCCGUCGCCUGGAUGUGACCAGUUCGGGUAUAUAUCACCCUACUUUGGUGCCUCUAGAGGACAAGAGAAUUGCUGGGUGCCUGUUACAUUGCGUUUAUGCCAAGAAUAAUGCUAUCGAUCAGAAGGGCUGGCCCACAUUGGACGGACUGGUCCACUUUUACUCCGAGGGAGUUCACGAACAUGGAUUCUUCAUGGCCACUUUGCGGGCCGUGAACCUCUGCCUCCGGACAAUGACCGUCCGGUACGGAGUCAACCGCAAGGAGCUGCCCAAGAAAGGUGAAAGCUGCGAUCUGGCUUUUGAUGUCUUCGACUGCAUAUCCGACCAAAUCACCGGCUACUGUCUGGAUCAAUACAGCAGAUAUUAAUUAGUUACUCUGUCUAGUGUGCGUUGCUAUUAAAUGUUUAGUGCAGGUUGAAUUCCAGUUUGUUUGUCUCUUGCGGCGACUUUGGCUAUGAAAAGAUCCCUGUGGGCUGUUUUAUAAAUUGGUGGAAGUUACUAAAAGUAAUGUGUGAGUUGGUAUAAAGGGGUAUACAGUCAGACAGACUGUGCAUUGACUUUAGCAACU